Molecule: messenger RNA, 1008 nt
Organism: Daktulosphaira vitifoliae (grape phylloxera)
Lineage: Eukaryota; Metazoa; Arthropoda; Insecta; Hemiptera; Phylloxeridae
Exons: 4
Coding region: 27-833 (268 amino acids)
Source: RefSeq, a predicted model, not a curated record
UUAUCGUACUCUGGAUUUGCAUUUACAUGUUCGUCGACGUGUCGAAAUCCGAAAUGCAAAUAAAUCGUAAACAAAUAAUUCAAAUCUCUCGAAAAAACUGUUCAAACAUGGCGAUCGCGACGCUAUAUAGAUCCGUCGACGCGUAUCUUGCCAGUUCCAUCGACGACGAGUUUUCCAGACUACCUAUCAACGUUAGAGUCGCUUCACCCGAGAAAAUGUUCAGUCCAUGUUCGAUGAUUUUACUAGCUUCUCUAGUCGUCUCUUCAAAGGGAGACGUCCAUUGCCUCAUUUGCAGGCAAACGGUAUUCGAUAACUUUUGCACAAUCCACAAUUGCGGGCACGAAGUUUGCAUUAGGUGCCUCACUAAAAUUGUAUGUUCGGAAAAUCCUACGUGUCCCAAGUGCACAAAACGUAUUGACAAGGUGACCGGACCAAAUACGUACGAAUCGGAGCUGGACAAUUUCAAACGAGCCGUCGUGAACGACAACGUUGCCGACGAGAGGAUCAUCGCGCGCUACCGUCUCUUACCGCCGUGGCAAGUCGCCGAUCAAAAGAUGCUGCAGUCUGUCAAAGCGAUCGUAUACAAGUACGAUGCUGUGUUCUGGAACGCGGCUAUCCAGAAGAUAAGGAGCAACGUCGACGGUUAUACGUUCGUGGAGGACGUCAAAGAGCGGAGCAAACUUUUUUGCUUCAAGUUCGAUGAGGGGGAAACUGAGGUACACAUAUUGCACCAGUUCUACAAGCGAAGGCACUACGACGCCAACAAUGAGUAUGCGAUGCGAGAGUUCGCGUACGAGUGGGAGUCGGGCAACUCGUCCGGCAACGUCGUAUGACCGUGCGGUGGACCGAGCGAAUAAUCUUGUAUUUUAUCGAAAAUAAAAUCUUAUCUUUUGAGAUUGCCUGUAAAUAUAUUAAUGACGUUUUAAAAUAUAUAUAAAAAGUUACUAACCUUAUACAAUAAACGAUGAUUAUCAUUUAUUUAAUAUAAUAAAACUCAGUUAAAGCGGA